ACCACCGCGAUAGUGCGGCUCUCGUUUGUAAACUGUGUCUGCUCUGUUCGCCUGUCUUGGCCAGGGAAAUGACUGGAAUGUGCCGAUUUUUAUUAGAAAUAUGCCUAUACGAGCGCCGCAUUUUCAGGUGGAGCGGCCUACAGGAGAUACGCCCGAUUUUAAUAAUUCUUGGCUGUAGUCUUGUUUUAUGUUUCAUGUAACAAACAAGAUCCUAGUUGAUUUUGAAGUUAGUAGAUGCUGGAUGAUAACUAGAUGAUGUCCGAACACGAUUUGACAGACGUGGUUCAAAUUGCUGUUGAGGAUUUGACACAAGAUCAAACAGAUGUUUUGGAGAAUCAUCAGCCUGAAGAUGGAGCUGUACAACCAGCUAUUAAACGCCCACGUGUAGAAAUUACAAAUGGGCAGCCUAUCCAAGAUGCCACAAUAAAGUCCAUUCUCUUUGACUUUAAUCAGGCCAUUUGUUUCCGUCUUGAUAGUAUUGAAGCCAAAAUUCAGGCGGUCGAAGCAACUUGUAAAGCUAUUGAAGAAAAGAUAGAUUUGGCUCUUAAUAAACAUAAUACCCCGAUCCAGGUCCCGAUGGUGGCAGGGUCACCUCUGGGAGCAACACAGACAUGGAACAAAGUACGCAGCACUGUACCACAGACUACUGUAAUAUUAAAUAGUGAUCGCCAGAACCCACUUCCUUCCAAGAUUUCCGGACAGGAAGAAGCUAUACCCCGAGGAACAGACACUAUUGAUAAUAUUCUCAGCAAUUCUAUGCCAGGGAGGAGACAGAACACAAUAAUUGUGAAGGUUCCUGGCCAUGAAGAUAGCCAUACAGAAGAUAUUGAAAGUGGAUCUGAAACAAGUGACACCAUCUCUAAUAGUGGUCAAUCAGGAGGUCAGAAUUUGGCACCCAAUGUCACACUCAUCACAUUGAACUCUGAAGAGGAUUUCCCUAAUGGAACCUGGUUAGGUGAUGAGAAUAACCCUGAGAUGCGAGUCAGGUCUCCUAUUACACCAGCAGAUAUGCUACAUGUUGCCACAAAUUGCAGAACAGCUGAAAAAAUGGCAUUGACACUUUUGGAUUACCUUUUUCAUCGUGAAGUUCAAGCUGUAUCCAAUCUCUCAGGGCAAGGGAAACAUGGCAAAAAGCAGCUGGAUCCUCUAAUGAUCUACGGAAUUAGAUGUCAUCUUUUCCACAAAUUUGGAAUCUCUGAAUCAGACUGGUAUAGAAUAAAACAGAGCAUAGACUCUAAAUGUCGAACAGCAUGGCGCAGAAAACAGCGUGGGCAAAGCCUGGCAGUAAAAGGUUUUGCACGAAGGACACCUUUAUCAUCAGUAACAAAUGGAGCAGAUGGAAUGCAGGAAUCAGUGCCAUCAUCAGGAGAUUUGCAGCAAAACCAGGCCCAAACAUUGCACUAUGCAUUGGCAAAUGCUCAGCAAGUUCAUAUCCAUCGCAUUGGAGAGGACGGACAGGUUCAACAAGUAGCUGUACAGGGGCACCUGCAUAUUGCACAGGUACCACAGGGGGAGCAAGUACAAAUCACUCAGGAUAGUGAGCAUUGUUGCCUCCAGGUACUUCCGCAAGUACAGGGUAAUCUUCAAAUACAUCAAGUCCAUGUUAGUCAAGAUGGCCAGGUGUUGCAAGGUGCACAGUUAAUUGCAGUAGCUUCUGCUGAACAUCAAACCAGUGGAGUAGAUGGAUCACCAUUGCAGGGAAGUGACAUCCAAGUGCAAUAUGUACAGCUUGCACCAAUAGCAGAUCAUGCUACAGCAACGCAAGGAACAGAAGCUCUUGCAGCCACAAUUCAACCUGAAAUAAAGAUUGAACAUGGAGCAAUCCAAAUUCAACAAGGAGAGAAUGGAGAAGUUGUUUCAAUCCAGAUGCCAGUUAAUACUGUCAGCAGUUAAAAAUAAACAAGUGGAACUAUAACAGAGGGAGUAAGAGCAGCAUGUAAAAAAAAAAGUUCAAGCAACGGAAAAUCUACAGAUUACAUAAUAUAGCAGCCAAAUCUGAAGCUCCUGACAUGACAAAAAAUAAAGCAUUUAUAUGCUCUGUUGAGAAGAAUAAAAACAUUUUGUAUCAUUUGAAGAAUUUGCUUUCUGUUUGAAGUUGCACCUGUUUUGAACAUUGGGAUCAACUGUACAAAGCAAGAAAGGUUCUUGUAUUUGAACAGUACCAUGUUAGUUUUUACUAUUCAUUAUAUUUUCAAGGAGUCUGGUUACAGGUAUAAAAUACUGAAUUAUACAUAUGCUUUGAAUUUUUGAAGAGAUAUUUAUGAAUUAUAUACAUUAUAUCCAGAAUUCAGGGAGUUUAUUUUGUUAUUAUUUUCAGUUGCAUAACCUUGGAGGCAAAACCCGAUAAAGUUAUAUUGGUAACUAAACCAACACACACAAAAUGAUCGAGGAAUUUGUCAGGUCAGGCAACAUCUACGAAGUGUAGUAAACUGUUGACAUUUCAGGCCAAGACCUUUCAUCAGGACUUCAUUGAAGGAUCUUGAUCCAAAAGGACAACUGUUCAUUUCCCUCCGUAGAUGCCUCUUGACCUGCUGACUUCCUCCAGCAUUUGGUGUGUUUUGUUCUAGAUUUCCAGCAUCUACAGAAUCUCUUGUGUUUAUUUUUGCUAUUGUAUCUAAUUUUGUUCAGAAAAUAUGGCAGUUCAUUGAGGAAAGUCAUUUCAAUUAUUAUGAAGAAAGUGUUAACAGUGUUAUGGCAGUUAUCUCUGCCUUAAGUGAAAAACAUUUUUUUGCUUGUUUAGGUGUAGCAACAAGGUGAUACUUUCAGCCCAAAUCAUUAAGAAAACAGCAGAUACUGUUUUUGCACUAUUUGGCCUUUUGACUUAAUGGCCACUGUGCUGUAGAACCAUUCAAGUAAAGAGCCAAUUAUAUCAGUGGAAGCACAGGCUAAUGAUCUUGACUUUUUAACAUGGAUAACCUGGAGCAGGAACAUGACCUCAAUAAUAAUUGUGGAACCAUUGUUACAAUUGUUGCUCUCUGUUUAGAUGAUCUUGCAGAGAAGGAUGCACUGUUUUUGUUUAUCAUUACUAUUUCUAAAGAUAAAAAUAUUUAUUUUCCUGAG
Hypanus sabinus (Atlantic stingray) is the source of this 3060-nucleotide messenger RNA. It is a transcript of the gene banp, whose product is annotated as BTG3 associated nuclear protein. Lineage: Eukaryota; Metazoa; Chordata; Chondrichthyes; Myliobatiformes; Dasyatidae. Bases 253 to 1893 code for a protein of 546 amino acids. The record is from RefSeq and is a predicted model, not a curated record. The transcript has 14 exons. Gene Ontology annotation, molecular function: DNA binding. Gene Ontology annotation, biological process: protein localization to nucleus; negative regulation of protein catabolic process.